Messenger RNA from Rubroshorea leprosula, 4637 nucleotides. NCBI's taxonomy places the organism in Eukaryota, Viridiplantae, Streptophyta, Magnoliopsida, Malvales, Dipterocarpaceae. The record is from the annotation of a GenBank genome assembly.
AAAUAAAUCUUUACGCUUCUCUCUCUGCAAUUACUCCUUGAGAGCAUCUCUCUCUAGAAUAUCGAGUAUUGUUGACUUGAGCGUCGGAGUGUUUUUCCCGAGGAAACAUCCUUGGGAUUUACAGGUGUAGAAGCAGCUGAGGACUUCAACAGUGUUGGAUUGCAAAGCUGCCCAAACAUUUGGCGCCGUCUGUGGGAAACCGAACAAGAAGCUGUGUAGUUUAACCUGCAAAAAGACAAAAUGGUCUGUACCUUUAUUGGAAUCCGCCCUCCAAGAGAUGAAAUGGACGAACAGGAGGACACUCAACUGUCUGAGCCCGGUUUGAAUAAUUAUAGGACAAUGCCAAGAAACCUUUUCGUUGGAGGAGUAGAACAGGAUCAAUUAAGUGGAACAGAUGAUGAUGAAAGAAUACCAACUGGGUCAACAGAGCCUGCUCGAACAACCGAGCUCGAAGAGAGAACCAGAGUUCUCGAAAUGGCAAUGGGUAAAAUCCUUGCCCGUCUGAUUCCUGAUGAGCCCCUGAUUCCUUUGUUGAACAGGGAUGCACAACUAGCUGCUCUGCGAGACGUACAAAAAUCUAUUGACAAGCUGAAAAGUCUCAGGUCGCACCAACAGACCCUAGAUUUGGAUAGUGCUCCACUAAACCUAUCCAUCACAGCAGAACCGUAUCAAGAGGGAUUCAAAAUUCCCCACCUGGAGACGUAUGAUGGCUCAAGCGACCCUGAUGAACAUCUGCACACCUAUCAAGCCAUCAUGAGAAUCCAAAAUGCCAAUGAUGCCAUGAUGUGCAAAGUGUUUCCAGCGACACUCAAGUCAACAGCCAGGAGAUGGUAUCACAAACUCCCCAGACAUUCUAUAGACUCCUACUCUCAGCUCGCCAAGCUAUUCUCCAACAAAUUUGCGAGCCAAAGGGAGAUCAAACGCACAGUGACCGAGUUGAUGCAAGUUCAUCAGAAAGAAAGGGAAUCUCUGAGGGACUACAUGCAACGAUUCAACAAAGCCACUUUAGACAUUGAUAACGUCCCAGAUACCAUCUGCUUGUCUGCCUUACUGCAUGGUUUGAAGUGUGGUCGAUUCCUAGAUGACUUGCUAGAAAACCCACCCACAGGUUGGCCAGCUUCAUACUGUCAGAAGACUUCCAGUCGUCCAAGCGAUGAGCUGACGAUAAGCAGAGCAAAGGCCAGGAACAACCACCGAGGAGAGAAGAAAAGAAAAAGCAAAAGGUCUCAAAUCCUGGCCCAAAUCCAGCACUGGGUUAGGAGACCCCCACCCCCACUGCAUGAUUCCCCAAGGGCAGACAAGAGUAAGCAUUGUGACUACCAUCGUGUAUACGGUCACAAUACAAAAGAUUGUCAACACUUAAAGGACGAGCUGGAGUUCUUGGCUCGCAAUGGGAAACUGGAAGGAUAUGUUCAAAAGCUACACGCCCAGCAACCCACUCAAGCUCAUUUCGUACAGGGGGCAUACAGGGGACGUCAAUUCAACAGGCGAGGCCAAGGACAAAGAACUACCACCCAGAACCAAAAAGACAGGAAAAUGGUGGAUUAUGCUGGGAUCGCCCCACCCUCAGGCAUAAUCAAUAUGAUCUCAGGUGGUAUGCACUCUGGAGGCCAAAGCGCCCGAGGUCGCAAAGCAUAUGCUUGCCAGGUGAUGACUGUUAAUAAGAACAGACCCUUGAAGCGCUCAUUUGAAGAAGCAGAAUGGGAGAAUAUGCCUAUCACAUUCAGCCCGGCAGAUUACAAGCGAGCAGAAAGAGAGCCUGACGUUAUGAUGCCCCAUGUAGAUCCUUUCGUGGCAACGGUUCAUAUAGGCAACCAUAAUGUCAACAAGGUGUUUAUUGAUAUUGGUAGCUCGCUAGAUAUCUUAUACUGGAACUGUUUCCAAAAGAUGCAAUUGAAUCCUGGCUCGCUGCAGAAGUAUGAAGGGCCCAUAUAUGGGUUUGAUAACCAGCCCGUCCCGGUUGAGGGAGUUAUUACUCUUCCCAUAUAUGUGGGUUCAGAGCCGUGCUUUAGGGUGGGUUCAGAGCCGCGCUUUAGGAUGGCUUCUGUUAACUUUCUGGUAGUCAAGAUGGAGUUAGCUUUUAACGCUAUAUUGGGAAGGGCUACUCUGUGCGAGCUGAAGGCUGUUAUCUCACAACCCCAUCUCUACAUGAAAUUCCCAACUCCUCAGGGGACAAUGAGUAUAUCAGACAUCGAGCACCGACCUGAGGGUGUCGAGCAGAAGGCAAAGUCGGUAGAGCCCGUGGACACAGUUCCUUUAAACCCUGAUGUGCCGGAAAGAACAGUUAAGAUCGGCACCAAGCUCACAGAAAAAGAGCGAGCAGAGCUUCUCGAGUUUCUACGGGAUAAUCAAGAUGUGUUUGCGUGGACUACAGAUGAAAUGCCUGGCAUCCUAGCGAAGUUGACAGUCCACAAGCUCAGCCCGGACCCCACUAGAAAGCCGGUGGUUCAGAAGCGUUGCCUUUUUGGCCCUGAAAAGCAAGCUGCCAUAGACGAAGAGAUACAAAAGCUGCUACAGGCAGGCUUCAUCAGGAGAAUGGAGUACUCUGAGUGGGUAUCCAACCCCGUGCUCGUUAAAAAGCCAAAUGGCAAGUGGAGGAUGUGUAUUGAUUUCACCAACCUCAAUGAUGCAUGUCCAAAGGACCCUCAUCCCUUGCCAAAUGUUGAGAAGCUAGUAGAGUUGGCAGCCAGGCACGAACAAAUGAGUUUCCUUGACGCCAGCUCAGAGUCAGGAAAAUUCCUGGGGUACAUGGUAUCCAAGAAAGGAAUUGAAGUAAAUCCAGAGAAAUUUCAGGCCGUUCAACAGAUGGAGUCGCCCAGGACCGUAAAAGAUGUACAACGUUUAACGAGCCGUGUAGCUGCGCUGCAUAGGUUCAUAGCUAGGUCGGCAGAAAGAUGCCUCCCGUUCUUCAAAGCCUUGAGAGAGCCCAAGAACUUUCAAUGGACCAAUGAGUGUCAGUGGGCGUUUGACGAGCUCAAACAAUAUCUUGCAUCAGCACCCCUACUGUCCAAGCCUAUCGAAGGGGAGAGUUUAUAUCUGUACUUGGGGGUUACAGAAGAGGCGGUGAGCUCGGUCCUACUCAGGGAAGAGAAUAAGCAUCAGAAGCCCAUCUGCUAUGUGAGCAAGGUUUUACAAGGCGCCGAACAGAACUACCCUCUAGCAGAAAAGGCUACCUUUUCCCUGGUAUACACGGCUCAGAAAUUGAGAGCUUACUUUCAGUCACAUCAGGUUGUUGUUUAUACUGAUCUGCCGUUGAGAAAGAUACUGCAGAAGCGAGAACUCUCUGGUUGGCUUAUCGAGUGGAGCGUCGAGCUGAGCGAGUAUGACCUCAAAUUUCAGCCGCGCACAACCUUAAAGGGCCAGGCCGUGGCAGAUUUCCUGGUGGAGUGCACCUCGACGACUGUGGAACAAAAGGCACCCGAACACCCAGUCUGGGUUUUGUAUGUUGAUGGAGCUGCUAACGUAGAAGGAUCGGGUGCUGGGGCUGUGUUAGUGGGCCCGGAUGGCUUCAAAUCCGAAUACGCACUGAGAUUGAAGUCAAUAUUUGCUUCCUUCCAGAUUGACAAAAUACCCAGAGCAGAUAACCAACGGGCUGACGAGCUGUCAAAGUUAGCCUCCUCGCAAGAGACCAACCCUCAUAGGUCAAUAAUAGUGGAGGUACUUGAUGCUCCGAGCUACACUGAUUCCACGGUCGAGUGCCAGCUGCUCAGCACAGAUCCCUCUUCCCCGAGCUGGACCACCCCGCUCAUAAAUUAUCUGCAAAGUGGAGAGCUACCUGAAGAUCCGUCCACUGCAAAGUUGAUUAAACACAAGGCGACACAUUUCACUUUGUUAGAUAACCAGCUCUACAAACGAGCAGUCUCAAUGCCCCUAUUACGCUGCCUUACUCCUUAUGAAGCUGAAUACGUUGUAAGGGAAGUUCAUGAAGGAGUAUGUGGCACGCACAUUGGUGGAGAAAUGCUCUCAUCACUCUCAUCUCCUUGGCCUUUUGCUCAGUGGGGAGUCGACCUGCUCGGCCCUUUUGUGAAAGGCAAAGGAGGUUGCACUUACCUCGUUGUCGCGGUGGAUUACUUCACCAAGUGGAUAAAAGCUAAACCAUUGUCCACGACAACAGAAAAGAAAGUAGAAGAAUUCUUAUUCAAUUCAAUAUUGUGCAGGUUCGGUAUUCCUAAGCGAAUCAUAGCACACAACGGUCUGCAGUUUCGGGCCACGGCAUUGAGGUCGUUCUGUAACAACUAUGGCAUCGAGCUCUCCUUGACGUCUGUGUAUACUCCACAGUCAAACGGACAAGCUGAAUCCGCCAAUAAAAUUGUUUUGCGAGGCCUCAAGACGCGUGUUUUAGUUGCGCAUUCUAAUUGGGUUGACGAGCUCAAUAAAGUGCUUUGGUCAUGUCGCACUACACCCAGCUCGGCUAUAGGCGAAACCCCAUUCAGCCUGGCGUAUGGAGCUAAGGCCGUCAUCCCUGUUGAGGUUGGAUUGCCAUCUAACAGAUCAGAUCGCCACAACGAUCUUAAUAAUGAGAAACUUUUAAGAGAAAACCUAGACCUUGUAGAGGAGGUUAGGGAGAUGUCUUGAAUAAAGAAUAUGGCAUAUCAGGGUCGUGUUGCAAAAUUUUACAAUAAAAGAGUACGAGCUCG